AUGAAUAAUUCGUUGAGCAACUCAGGGUACGACGGUGUGAUGCAUCCGCCUUCUCGUCGAAGAACUGCCCCUGCCGGGUCCUCUUCUCCGAGACGGGAUCCUCAGUUUGCCGAUCUUAAUUUAUCAGAAAGACCGUCAGGUUAGUUGAUAAAAUAUGUUUUAUAUUCUGUCUUGCAGGCCUAAAUUAUUCGAAUGAAGUCGAAAUGUAUACCGCCAGCCGUAUACCGCUUUCUUAUAACCUAAGAAAGAAUAUUCCGCCCGAAUACUCCAAUUCCCACACCGUAGCUCAAUAUUAUCCUGGGUCUCCGGCUUCGUACCAAGCGGUGUACAGGAUUCCUCGUGCGAACAGCCCCAGGACUGAGUAUAUGUACAGCAAUCCCGUUCCAGACCAGCCCACAACAAGUUUUGGUAACGUUUUGAUUCCUUUUUUUUCAGGGGCGUUAUUUUUUUUCGAGGGGGGGGUUAUUUUGGACCUGUUAUUCUUAUUUUUGAUAACCCUUUCAAUGAAGGUAAAAUAAUGCUUAUUAAUUACUUCAGAGAUUCAAGAUCAGUAUGGGAGGAAUCUGAAUGCAAUUGGGGCAACUUCAGGGACAAUGGUAACAGUGCCAGAAACUGAUAUCAUAGACAGUUCGACCGAAGAAGACGAAGUUAUUAAGGAUUGCGAUAAUGAGGAGUUUGAAGACGAGAUUGACUGUAAGUGCCUGCUUAUAGUUAAUUUAGUUUUAAUAUAUAACGUAGCCUCGAACGUAGUAUCGAAGAAACGUAGGAUCGGGCUCUAUUUGUCUUCUAUGAUGUGUACUCCAGAACAGGGUCGUGAGUAAAAGGUGUUAUUGGGAAUGAUAUCCGUGGAGAGGGUCAUAUACAACCGUUUUUGUUUACAUUGAGUGCUUAAUUGCUUCUUAAAGAAUAUCAGAUAUCACCCUUUAAAGGUUCGAGAUGACUGUUUGUAUGGCCAUGUAAUUAUUUUUAUAAAGCCCUCAGGAAUUACUGGACUUACUACGUUUACGUAAUCUCCGACAUUCCAAACAACUUUUUACUCUUUUGAACUGGAAUUUUAUGCCGUUCGGAAGGAGGUUGAGAUUAAUCUAGGACAAUACUUCCUUCCAAAAACAUUCACAAUAGCCUAAUUUGGGAUUCGGGCAGCUGGUUUGGACGGCUUUUCUUGACAUUUGCGGCUUUGAUAUUCCUUCCUUCACGCGCAAACUAAAAUGGCUACGUUACAACGCUCCAAGUCUGUCAAGACCAACAAUGUGAAUAUCCGAACGAGACGCAGGGUAUCGGUGUACACCUCGACUCCUAGAAAGAGUUCUCUUAUCGACUCUACUUCCAACAGUGUCCGAUCUUGUCUAAGGAAAUUAAGUGGCCAGCUGAAUAAAACGGUGGUCCUGAGAGAGGUAAAGGGCUUCUUUGACGAUUCCGGUGAGUAUCAACAUGUAAUCUUAUAGCAUUACUUAUUGUUAAAAGAAUUGAAUUCAUUGAAACUAUCGUGAGCCUGGCGCUUGAAAGGUUUAACCCUUUUUUUGAAAGGUGUACGUAAAGGGCAUAAGUAAUAUCCUCGCAAUUGUUGUUGUGCGUUCAUUGCGGCUUUGUUAGCCGUUCUAGUCGACGCCCGGGUGGAUGUAUAUAUGAGGAAAGGGAUCCAAGGUGCUCGGACAUAUUAUUUUUGCUUUGUAAUGGCGUCGUCCACUGUCUAAUCUGUCCGAAGGGACUCAUGGGGCAAAGGAAAGGGGGAUUUAAUCCUCUCGUUGGCCCCUAAUCAGGCCAGUCAGGAGCGCGGUGGUUGAAAGGAUAAUGUGGUAGGUGAGUCGGUUGGUCUCGACUCUGUUUUCGCUUAUUCUUAUUCGUUUGAUUUCUAUUUUGGCACUCUCCCAGCAGGAAAUUUUUUCUUCCGGUCUGUGUGUUUUUUAUCUUAGAACGAGAAAGUUGACGCUGGUUGCUAAGCAUGUCUCCAUUGUUUACCUGCAUAAUCCCGGUUCCGAUAUCCUUAACUUGUGGUUCCCGAAUGGCAUCUCAUAAUUCUUUGGGCUCGUGGGAUUAAUGAGUUUUCUUCCCUCCUUUUUUUACCCUAAUGGUAAUUUUAUGUUGGCCACCAGUUUCACUUCUAUUAAACUCUUUCCUUUAUUUGUUUUAAUCCAAAUUCGCAUCGUUCUUUUCGAGUGCUUGGAUGAUAGACUUUGAUGCUAAUACUUGUAGAAGAUGCCGAGCGCAUUAUGUGCCGGCAGUUCGCUUCCAUUAGAACCUUCUCGGUCUCGGAUCCCGGCGUCUGAAUCUUCCCCACGUGGCCUGAAUGGCUCACCUUCCAAAAUAUUGCAUAUGGAGGCGUUGAAUAGGUCCUUCCACAAUGCAACUGCACUUGCGUCGGAGAUAAGAGAGAAUAUGAAUAGCGUGACCAGGAUAGAGAAGAUCCGGCCUUCUUCAGUAAACAGCAAACGAAGUCAAGAUUCUUCUUUUUUACCUUCAAAUAACAGCCCAACUUCAAUUGUUCGGCAUUUUUCCAUCAGGUUCAAGCAUCAUGUGCAGACUUCGCUUAGCGAUCCACUGAGGACACGAACCUCUUUCCGGCGCAAGCAGAGGACAGUAACUCCCGUCAAUCCAUCAGGUGUUCUAUUUGUCUCAUUUUAUUUUGCUUUGAAUUAUUGCUGUUUUUGGUGGUUCAAAUGAAAAUUAAACAAAGAUUGCUCGUAGUUCUGAAGAAAUUCAAGUUUUUCGGGGUUUUUAGGCCAAGAUUUAGAUGUGUGAGGGCGUCGUUUUUACAUUAAUUAUUAAUUGUUUGCAGAUGAAAAUGACGGCGGCGCUUCUUCCAGUGAUGAGCUUGAUGACCCGGAGGUCCUUGCACUUUUCGAACGUGAACAGAUUGUCGAGAAAUACGAAAAGGUGGGAGUACGACUUUUUAAGAUUUUAAUUUGCAUUUAGGGGCCGGAACAAGAAGGAAUCGAUUCUUGGGAAAACCCUGACUUUGAACUCUACCACAAAACCGAUAGAUUUGGUUUUAUUCAGUAAGAUUUUAAUUAUUGGUUGACAAGAAAACUACUUUUAUAGGGGCUCCUACUUUUCGACGGGGCAUGUCUCAAAAAAUCCGAAAAAUUGUGCUGAUCAAGAAUAUGUAGAAAUUAGGUGCCCAAUUUGGGGUUUAAGGGAUCCCCAAAAAAUGGCUAAAUUUGUCGGCAAAAUGCGCUGGCAUUGCAAACGAUAAAAAUCGCGACCCUUUUGAAGUUGAACGUCUGAAAAAAAUUUCUACCAAGACUUAUUUAUUACGACUUAGAAUGUAGGACUUUAAGUCAAUUUGCGAUUGACUUUUUCACCACUAACAAGGGAUCGGCAAAUAGUUGCAACCUGCUUUCUUAACGAAACAUGUAUCAUUUGAAAGAGCAUUAAAAAUAGUGCACAUCGCAAAAAAAUUAGCUGCCUAAAUUACCUUAGGGCAUAGAUACGACCGCUUUUUGAAAGGGGUUAUAUGCGGCCAAAACGCCGGUUCCUUAUAUUACAGUAAUCCUGGCGGUUUGAAAUCGUCUUUAUUAAUUUCCUGGUAUCCAAAAACGUCUAUCACGGUCGUUUUAUGGCUUUACCAAUCCUCGGUUAUAUGUUAUUAGACAUUACUGCUAGUUACAGUAAAUUGUAAAUAAAACUAGGUUAAAGGGAAAAUUGGAGCAAAAAGCUUUGGAAAUACAUUUAUAUGAUCGUCGUGGUCAUUCACAAGCGAAAGUUUCAAAAUCGAAAAUUUCUUAUGUCCUAGCCUUACCAAUGGUUGGUCCACUGUGUCAGCAAUAGUGUCUUUGGCCGAUUUUACAAUUUUAUCUUCGUAUUUUUUCGAAAAAAUGUAUAUUUAUAGGCCCUUGUAAAUUGAAUUAUCCUCCAGUAAUCAUAAUCGGUCAGGUUACUGGGAUAACACCCUUGUAAUUAUACGAUAGUGACAUAUCCACUCCCAACACCAUCAAAUUUGUGGUCGUUUCAAAAAAAUUCAAAAACUCAGAAAAAUUGCGCAACCAUGGAUUUUGUCUGUGGAGGAACAAAAAUUAUUAAAAAAUGUCAACAUACCAUGGUUUUGCGGCAUAUAAGAGACGAAACGCAAAAUGUUUACAGAGACCGGAUUCGAAACCAGGACUCGCUGCGCCGGAAGUGGGCUCACUACCACUCGGCCAACUGGACACAACUCUGUUGCCAUUCCGAGAGCUUAUAAAGCGAGGUGGAAAUUAGGCUAAAAUCCGUAUUUUGGCCAUAACUUUGUCCAAAGUGAAUUUAGGCAGCUAAUUCUUUUUGCGCUGUAAACUAUUUUUAAUUCUCUUUCAAAUGAUAUAGGUUUCGUUAAGAAAGCAGGUUACAACUAUUUGCCGAUCCCUUGUAAAACCCAAAAUUGAGCAGCUAAUUUUUACAUUUUCUUAAUCAGCGUGGUUUUACAUAUUUUUUGAGAAUGGCUAAAAGUAUGAGCCCCUAUAAAAAUACUUUCCUGCUGAUAUAUUAUAAAAUUCAAAUAUGUUUUGAUUUAUUUAUGUUUUAGUAAGGAGGGACUGACUGAACAGGAGAUAGAAAAGAAAGAACAAAUGAAGGAAAGACGACGAUGUCUUAAAUGGGAUGCUAUGUACAAAGAAUGGGAACACCGGGAACCCACCAAGAUGAAGGAACGGAUAUGGAAAGGAAUACCUGAGUCUUAUAGAAUACGAGUACGUUUUUUGUUUCCGGUUUCAUGAGUUUGAUUUUAGGCUUGGUCUAAAAUGUUGCACAUUGAGGAAUACAAACGAGGAAAUGAAAAUAAGUACCAGGAAUUAUUGGUUAGAGGGCAACUACUGUCAAAGGAGGUCAAGCAAAUCGAUCUUGAUGUUAACAGGACUUACAGGGAUAAUGUGGCAUUUAUGAAGAGAUACGACAUCUCACAGAAGAGGCUUUUCCACAUCCUGACGGCAUAUUCAAUGUACAAUACGGAGGUUGGGUAUUGUCAAGGGAUGAAUCACAUCGUUGCGCUUCUUAUUAUGUAUAUGAGUGAUGAUGAAGAUGCAUUUUGGGGGCUGCAUAGUUUGUUGGCUAACAAGAAAUACACAAUGCACGGUGAGCUCUUUUUAUUGAGGUAAUGCUUUCGAUGUUAUUCCAAGAAUUAUUUUCUGCGGGGUGUUUACGAAAGGAAGAGUAUUAUUACUAUUGUUGUUGUUAUUAUGAUUAUGUUUACAGGUUUCUUCGUCCCCUCUUUCCCGAAGCUAAGGAAGUUCGAAGACCAUUUUCUGAACCGUGUUCUUCCCAAAUAUGCUCCUCGAGUGCAUAAACACUUUGAGAAGUUGAUGUUACCUCCAAUCUACUUGCCUAAAUGGUGGUUCGGGUGUUUCUUAGAUCGAGUUCCAUUCAAAUUGGUCCUUAGGAUAUGGGAUGUCUUUCUUUUUCUGGGAGACGGGGUCUUGAUGGCCAUGGCUUUGAAUAUCUUCAAGAUGCAUGAAAGUAAGUUGUUUCUUUUAGGUUUUUUGGAUUGCGAUCCAUGAUAUUUUUUUUUGAUUUUUUAAAUACACCUCGAUUUUCAACAAGUUUCUGAUUUCCCGUUAGACAUAGGAGGCUGAAUUUUCCUACCACCGGAUAGUAAGGGUUUAACUUUUCAACGAUAUAAAUUUUAUAGAAAACCCAGCCUUACAUGUCGUAUUAACUUUCGGAAAACUUCGGGUAAUUUUGCCCUUAAAGUACGUUUGUAAUGGAGAUACCUGGGACGUCCUUAAAAAAUAUUUGUUUUUAUUUUUCAGAAAAGAUUGUAAAAAUGUCAAUGGAACAGUUUAUGGAUUUUAUCCAGAGAGAACUCCCUGCGGAUUUUGGAUAUACUGAUGAUCAAGUGAUGAACUCCUUGAAAAAGUGGCUGGAACGACUUCAGGACGACAAAAUGGCGUUACCAGCGAGAAGAGAAGACGACUUCCCAUCUCAGGAAUUAGGUCUUAUUCUCAAACGAUCAUUGGUAGACAUUCGCAUGGACAUCGCCGAGAUUCAUUCACGAUCUUCCCGAGCCAAUUGUAAGUUAGUUUUGAUAUUGGGUUUGAUCUCUCUGCUUCAUUGUGCUGUGAAUCUGUCGACUACUCCAACUCGUUUCUUUCUCAGUGCGUAACCCCUUGUUGGCCGCCAUUGCUGCCAGUGCCGAGCUUUCUCUUGUCUAUCGCCACUUUUACCGUCUCUAUGCUGAUCGGUAUCGAAGACAAGUUUGGUAG
Messenger RNA from Bursaphelenchus xylophilus (pine wood nematode), 6167 nucleotides. Lineage: Eukaryota; Metazoa; Nematoda; Chromadorea; Rhabditida; Aphelenchoididae. The record is from the annotation of a GenBank genome assembly.